This is a messenger RNA of Elephantulus edwardii (Cape elephant shrew), 483 nucleotides long. Its product is annotated as NEDD8-conjugating enzyme UBE2F-like. Bases 1 to 483 code for a protein of 160 amino acids. The record is from RefSeq and is a predicted model, not a curated record. NCBI's taxonomy places the organism in Eukaryota, Metazoa, Chordata, Mammalia, Macroscelidea, Macroscelididae. The transcript has 2 exons.
AUGGUGUUGGGUGCCAAGCCGCCCUCGCCUGUCUCGGGGAGCCCAGAGGUUGCAGACCUUGAAGCCCACCCUUGUACCUGCAGAGUCCACUUUCCUGAUCCGAACAAGCUGCACUGCUUCCAGCUGACGGUGACCCCAGAUGAGGGUUACUACCAGGGUGGAAAAUUUCAGUUUGAGACUGAAGUUCCUGAUGCGUACAACAUGGUGCCUCCCAAAGUGAAAGGCUUGACCAAAAUCUGGCACCCCAACAUCACAGAGACCGGAGACAUCUGUCUGAGUUUACUGCGAGAACAUUCGAUUGACGGCACUGGCUGGGCCCCCACCAGGACACUGAAGGAUGUUGUUUGGGGAUUAAACUCUAUAUUUACUGAUCUUUUAAAUUUUGAUGACCCACUGAAUAUUGAAGCUGCAGAACAUCACCGUCGGGACAAGGAGGACUUCCGGAAGAAGGUGGACGACUAUAUCAAGAGCUUUGCCAGAUGA